This is a messenger RNA of Ceutorhynchus assimilis (cabbage seed weevil), 1130 nucleotides long. NCBI's taxonomy places the organism in Eukaryota, Metazoa, Arthropoda, Insecta, Coleoptera, Curculionidae. The record is from the annotation of a GenBank genome assembly.
UGGCAAUCAUCUGACAAGGGUGACGUGACAAGUUGCCAGUUGUUGGAAGUGUUGGCAAAGCAUCAUUUACCACCUCUUACCUCUUCAUCUUCAACAUAUUUUUUCGUUUCGUGGCCACUUUUGAAAUUGCAUUACAUUCUUUUUUCCUUUCAUUUCAGUCUGUUUAUAACUAAAGAAAAAUGCUGCAAAAACUGGCAAUAUUAUUCGCAGCUUUCACUGUGGCCAUUUGUGUCGAAGAAAAAACUGGAGAAAUCCAAGGGGCCAGGCUAUUGAUCUCCAAGCAAAUCCUUAACAGAUAUCUUGUAGAAGGGAAAGAUAUUGAAGUUCGUUAUUCUCUACACAACAUCGGAAAGUCACCUGCUGUUCAAGUAGAACUUAAAGACAACGGUUUCAAUUCUGAUGCCUUCGAAGUUGUAGGUGGUCAUUUGUCUACUAAGUUUGCCAGGAUCCCACCAGAAUCUAACUUCACACAUGUAGUGGUAGUGCGACCCAACAAAUAUGGAUAUUUCAAUUUCAGCAGUGCAGAGGUCUCAUACAAAGUUUCUGAUGCUCCAGAUGCUCAGACUCAAGUAUCAUACAGCAGUGAACCUGGUGAGGGUGGAAUUGUAGCUUUCCGUGACUACGAUAAGAAAUUCUCAUCACAUUAUUGGGAUUGGUUGGCCUUCGCCCUUAUGACCUGUCCAUCUUUAGUCAUCCCGUUGGUCUUGUGGUACAACAGCAAGAGCUCAUAUGAAAAAGUGAGCAAGCCAAGCAAAAAGAAUUAGCAUGACUGAGCAUUAAUUUAUUUUGUGUUAAUUGUGUUAGGAAGUUUACAAAAUGUCAUCAUGUAUGUUAUAUUUAAAUGUUAACAGUCAUUUUUUAUUAAACUACCUAGCUAGAAAUUCAUUGUUGUGGGAAAAGCCAGAUCCAUCAGAAUUUUAAUCUGAAGGUACAAUGUACUAUAAUUUGUGACGUUUUUUUUUUUACUUUCCCCUAGACCUAAAUAUUUAUAGCUAGGUAGAUUGAAUCAAGAACAAAUAAAUUCACAAAAACAUUUAUUUUAUAAUUAUUUAUAUCUUCUUUUGUUAAAUAAAAUAUGAAAAGAACUGAUUGAAGACUUGAGUUUUUUUCCUAGAACACAAAAGAUGAAU